Molecule: messenger RNA, 10270 nt
Organism: Mizuhopecten yessoensis (Yesso scallop)
Lineage: Eukaryota; Metazoa; Mollusca; Bivalvia; Pectinida; Pectinidae
Product: rho guanine nucleotide exchange factor 11-like
Exons: 42
Coding region: 759-6251 (1830 amino acids)
Biological process (GO): G protein-coupled receptor signaling pathway
Cellular component (GO): cytoplasm
Molecular function (GO): G protein-coupled receptor binding; guanyl-nucleotide exchange factor activity
Source: RefSeq, a predicted model, not a curated record
GGGGAGGAGAUACAGUGAUAGGUCCGCAUACAUACAUGUACACACUAGGGGAUGUGAACCAGAUGUUGACGACUCUACACACACACUGACUCACUGACAGCCACAAGUCUCUGGGACAACCUUUUAAAACGUUUUACUCGGCCCUCCCCAGGGUUGUACAUGUGUGUCCCUGUAGUGGAAAAAGUGUCCACAGGUCAGGUGUGGUGUCCUACAGGUGUGCUUUAGACAGGUGUGGUGGCAAUUCCACAGGUGUGUUAACGGGGAGUAUGUGACCGUGGAAGGAUACAAGAUCUGGAGGAUGAAAGGGGAAUAGAAGAAGAUGGCGACCGGGCAUACCAUUGUGUGAUGUCUCCAGUGUGUUGUAUAUAGGGGGAAAUUAUUAGGGGAGGGUUUUAACCUCAUUAAGCAUGCUGAAGCAUUUCUGUGUGAAUAUGUCUACUACCGGUGUUUCUAUCAAAACGUGGAUCUUUAAAAUGAUGUUUUGUGUGUAAUUUCUUUCAAUGCGUGGAUCUUUUUGGAAGUUUUAUCAAUCUUGGUGGUUUUAUUUUAAAAACAUUUUAUCAAAACCAGGAUCUGUAAAAGAAAUCUCAACGAGUGGAAAAUGAAAAUCAUGUGUUUGUUUAAGUGUUUUCCCGGAAUGUAGUCGUGAAUCAUUCAGUUAUAAUAUAUAUUUGUGGUGAGUUUCUCAAAGUGGUGUCUAUCUAUACUACGGAAGUUAAUGAUUGGUGGCGUGAUAUUUUUUAUCAUAUCGUGAGAGUAUGCCGCUGGGAAAAAAAUGGCGGUCCAUGGAAGUCCUCAAUUUUGGGUCCAGGGCUAUGGGGCCCCUGGAAAGUUUUCUCAAUUCAAGAAAUAAGUCUGGAUCGAGGGAAAACCUACGUGCCUCUGCGUCGCAAUCGGGUUCCCGGGAAAGCUUGAAUUUAGACCAUAAUCACAAUCGGCACCAACCGUCGCAAAGCCGAAGUCUGCGCAGCAGACUUGGUAGUCUAAGUAACAAUGUGAGGGAAGAACAGGGGUCUCCCAAACUGAAGGACACCGGGGCCGCUGGGGAUACACCAGCUGGCUACAUACAGCGCUGUAUCAUCAUACAGCGUGAUGAGAAGGGAUAUGGCUUUACAGUAAGGGGAGACAACCCUGUAUAUGUGGAGGUCGUCAAGCUCGAUGGGGCUGCGGCCAAAGCAGGAGUUCAGCAAGGGGACCGUAUUAUCAAGGUCAAUGGUACUCUUGUGACGAACUCUAACCACCUGGAAGUAGUCAAACUCAUUAAAGCGGGAUCCUUUGUGGCCUUGACCUUGCUGAACAAACCCGCGGGUGGGGUUAAUCUCCGAGGCCCGUCCAAGGAAAUUGUCUCGGCCCCUCAGUCUGUCAAUGCCCAUAAAAGCUGGGAGUUGAAGCAGUCCAAGGUGCUGGAAUUACAUAAAUACUAUGAGCUUGCAGUAGAAGAACUAGAGAAAUUUAAGAAGGGAUACCAAAAGUGCCCGACAGAGAAGUCCCACGCACAACUGUUAGAGAAGGAAAAAACUGUAAAGACUUUGAGGGACCAAGUGGAAGUGAUAGCCUCCACGCUACCAGCCGAAUAUAGUUUGCCGUUAUCCCUGGGCGAGACUUCGUCACCUGAUACAGGUUCAGGAGAGGCCACACCAUGGCUGAAAGGUGGGCCCAAACAUAUGAAAACAGGGUCCACGCCGGUUGCAGUUUACGCCAGUGAGGAGCUGCCAGCCGAUACCCGAGCUGGGGUUUCGCGGUCCCAGUCCGACGCAGGAUCUCGGAACCGAGAUCCAGUUAUUCUAAAGACUGGGUCGCGCCCAGGUGUCAGCCCUGAGCGAGUUAUGGCGAGUACCAAACGACGGAUGUUUAAUAAGAUAAAGAAGUCUUCGUCGUUGCCCAGCAGUGCAGUUGAUGGUGGUAGUUUCUCCGACUCACCGUCGCACAGUCCAAACGCGUCGCCCACACCAACACAUCCCGCCAACUCCCGCCUCGUAGAGGAGACCACAAAUGUAGAUGAUCCAACUGUGAACCCCAGCAAAGCUGACCGACCUCAGCAGUUUAUCAUAGCCAUGGAGGACGAUGAGUUCCAAUCCGAUGAGGAACAUGCACAGCUGUCGUUGGAGAGGAAGACCUCCCAACCUGUUGUGUCCUCAUUCCUCGCCCGACUACAGACUCUCGAGACAGACGAUCACGGUCCAUUUAACAGUCUACGACAGUUGGACAACAAGCCAGCCCACACAGCCAUCUUCCUCAACUUCCUCCUGGUGGAGAACCAUGACCCUUCUGCUUUUUUAUUCUAUGUAACGGUCAGUUUGUAUAAUACUGCCAAGGGCGGCCUCCAGGACUGGAAGAAAUGGGCAUAUGAAAUUUACUCUACGUUUCUAGUCGAAGGAGCCCCCCUGAGACUAAACAUUAACGAGGAGAUUGGAUUAGGAGUGAAAGUAGUCCUGGAGAGAUUGGAACAAGAAGAAGGCAUGAAAGCCCUCUUCCUCACCGCGCACCAGGCAGUUGUCGACGAAAUCGAGUCACAACUCACUAUGUUUAGACAAAAGAAAGACAUGGGUAUGGGUAACAUGUUUGGUGCUCACGAAGUGAGAGACAGCAUGAAGAAACGAGAGGAAAUGGAAGUAAUAGAAAAAUACCUGUUAAGACACCUGGAAAAGACGUUGACGCAAACUGAUACGGAUAUUAAGAAUGACCGAGAGCAGGCUGUGUGCUGGGCGCUAUCAACAUUCCUCCGCUACGUGGGCUACAACAAACAUAAUUCCAGUCUAGACAAGGUGCCCAGCUUCGUCUGUCGGGACAGGAAAGGCAUCCGCCACUCCAGUAAACCUACUAAACGGCCACAUAGAGGCCAUAACUUUGAGCCGACCCAUUACAUCAAGGUAGAGACGUGUAUGUAUUGUAAAACUGUGAUAUGGGGCGUCGGCUACCAGGGCUACUUGUGUAAAAAUUGUGAACAAAAUAUACAUACACGGUGUAUAGAACGAUUAGAAGACAACUGUAAAAAGAAAGAUAAAGAUAAUAAGAGACCGCUAUCUAAUAUAUUCAAAGGAAAAGGUGACAUACGAAAAAGUGUUUUGCCAGAGAUAGUCCUCUCAGGCCAAACAAUAAAGGAGACUGAAAUUUCGGGCAGCCCAGGGCCGCAGGUCACCACUAGCUUUGAAAUACAGCCAGUCAAGGAUGAGGAUGACCCUGAUCUGCAUAAAAUCCGAAGUGAUCCCCACUCAGUGAGCAAGCUGGUGAACCAGUUUGACCAGCUAGUACCCUCACCCUCAGACAAACGCCGGCCACAGAACCAGCUGUCCGAGCCAGAAAUGCACAGGAAAGGUACAGAUUUAGGGCGAUCGGAAAGUCUGAAAGGCCGGGCUGACGGCCGGGGAGAUCGACCAACCCGUGACCGACAACGUGCAAAAAGCGACCUAGAUAUGGACGACGCCAUUAAGGCUCUACACAACAACUCUGGCAGUUCAUCAACAUCAAGUCUUUCAAAUAGGAGUGUUGACAGCCCGAGUAAUUCGCUGGAUGCGGUCAACAACAUCCCACAGUCCCUUCAGGACGAUGACUCGGACUAUGAUGUAGAACAAGAGCUGCCCACUCUGAAGUCAGUCCUUCCUGAGGAUGUGUAUCGUCGACUCAAACCCAAGGAACGCAAGCGACAGGACGUAAUUAACGAAUUAGUUUAUACUGAAAAACGCCAUGUACGGAACUUAAAGAUAAUGGAGAGUUUAUUUCAAAAGCCUAUGGUCCAGGACCCUAAUAUCUCAGAGGAAUUUACCAAGCUGCUGUUCCCAAACUUGGACUAUAUGAUCCAGCUCCACUGUGCAUUGAAUAAUGAUUUAAAGGCAAAAAGGAGAGAAAACAAGGUUAUUGAUGAAGUCAGUGAAGUGUUAUUAAAAAGGUUUGACAAUGAAGAAGGGGAAGCAUUCCGUAAAAAUUGUGCCAUAUUUUGUCGAAACCAGCAACAUGCGCUGGACAUGCUCAGGUCAAAACAAAAGAAAGAUGCACGGAUAUCAACGUUUUUAGGGGAGGCUGAGAGCAGUAACCUAAUGCGUCGGCUGCAGCUAAAGGAUCUCAUCCCCACACAGAUGAUGAGGCUGACCAAGUAUCCCCUACUAAUAGAAAGUCUCAAGAAACACACACUCUUGGGGUCCGAGGAACACACAAAGCUGGAGCGGGCACUCCAGUGCAGCAAGCACAUCCUGGAGUAUGUAAAUCAGGCCGUCCAGGACUACGAGAACAUCUACAGACUGGAACAGCUACAACGGCGUAUGGAGAGGAAAAUCCUCACCGAUUACAUGGCGGAAGAACUCAAGACCCUGGACCUUCGAGCUCACAAGCUGGUGCAUGAGGGCCCGCUCACCUGGAACAUGAACCAGCGGAAGAGUCUGGACGUUCAUGUAAUUCUCCUAGAGGACCUCUUCGUACUCUUACAGAAACAAGACGACAAGCUUGUCCUCAAGUGUCAGAGCACACAACUGGUGGCAGGGAAGGAGGAUGGCUACAAAUACAUGUUCGCUCCCGUCCUCAAACUCAACAACAUCCUCCACACCAACAGCAAAGCUACAGAUAAGAAGGCAUUCUUUGUGGUGUCCAAGUCACAGAUCUACGAGCUGUCGGCUCACACGGCCGAUGAACAACGCAAGUGGUGUAAGUACAUUAAGGAUGCAGCUGAUGCCUUCAAAGAUAAGCACAUCAAGGCGACGGUGACUGAUGUGGCCAACGCGCAGCCGGAGGUUAUCAGUCAAGAGCGUGACACACUACGGGUAGAAAACCGAAGGACGAGCGGUUCGAGUACAGGUGGUGAGUUCAUGGCAGAGCAGGUUGAACUGUCGGAGGAACCUGGUCUCAUUCAACCUGAAGAUAUGGUCAUUAAGGAUGCUGUCACAUCUAAAGCCUCACCAGUCCUCACUCCGCUAGACAAGCUUCGAGUGCUGGACACCGACAUCAUGGAGAAGAUGAAGGACCGCCGAGCCCUGCUUAAGGAGAUACUUAAACUUCACGAGAUGGACAGUACACUGCGAAUGCAGUUGAAUACAGAUACUGAUCAACCAAUAAACGACCUUCUACUGGACAUGGCCCAGGAGUCGGAGGACUGUAUCAAUAUGUUAAACAGUGCUGAAUCUGGUCUAGCCAAGGAGGACCUGUCCAUGCCAAUACCCAUGGAUAAACUGAGGGAGAUGGCCAACAGGAUGAACCAGAUCCUCACCAACCUGCUGGAAAAGACGAGGGCGUACUCUGCCCUGACUGCGGGACAACCCGCUUCCUCCUCCUCCUCCUCCUCAGCGGUGGUCAACAACCGUGACGAUGAGCGAGAACGACUGCGACAUGAAUUAAAGGCUGCGCAGGAUGAGCUGAACAUGCUGCGGGAAAUCCAGCGACGCGUGUCGUCCUCGUCGCCCACUGAUGUCACGCUUAACAGACCCCACAGUAUUAUCUCGGUGGCCUCGACUGUAUCAGAUGCUGCAGAAGAUGGAACACUCACACAAGUAGACUCUACUGAUACUGACACAGAAGUAACCAAGGAGGAAUUAGUUGAGCUUCAAAAUGUGGAACCAGUCAAUGCCAUGGAGAUGGACUUCCCUGAGGCUGACAGUGUUUCCACGGCAACAGAACUGCCACAGGAGAUGGUGGACAUCAUGGCAGACAACUUGGUGGUAGCGGAGCCACCCGAUUAUGAGGCAGUUGAUGACCGGGACCCACCAGCUCUGACAGAGGAGGAGAUUCUUCCUUCUGGUGACAGCCAGGAUGGGGCAGUACAUCGAGUGGUCGAAGUAGUUGCGGAGGAGAUCACGGAGAUCGUGGAAGACCUGAUUCAGGAACUUCCUGUGGUGGAGAGUAACGGUGAUGUGACAGAUGGUCGCCGUGAUAGUCUAGAAGACUAUGAGGACGCUAGUGACCGCCUCGAUACAGAGGGUGGUGCAGGACGGGAAAGUGGACUGGAGGAGGACAUGGUAGUGAGCUCCGAUAGGGGAGAUAACCUCACUGAGAGUAGUGAGAAAGGAGAUAAUCUAACGGAAAGUGAUGUAGAGAUGCGUGAUGUGGAGGGGGAGGAGGUGGAGAAACGGGACACUGAGAGGGAAUGUAAUAGUGACACUGACAAUAAAACGACACAAAGUGACCAUAUUCUCUCCACCACGGAUCAUACUGUUGUCGACAACCGGCAGCUCAUAGACAGUUCGUGUGUACUGGACAACAAGCCUGACCUCGACCGUCUGACGGUGGAAGGUGGCGCCGCCCUGGAGGAAAUGACUGUAGAUAUCUAGUGACCUGUAUAAUCCAUAUCUCACAUGUCGUAGACGAUGUGUUCACGGGUCUGGCUGUACCAGCUUCACAGGUGUGGCCAUAGCUUAGUUAAUACAGGUGUGGUCACUGGUCACUUUGUACAGGUGUGGUCACUGGUCACUGGUCACUUUGUACAGGUGUGGUCACUGGUCACUGGUCACUUUGUACAGGUGUGGUCACUGCACCUGGUAUCUCUGUCUGGUGUAAAGAAGUUCUACAAGUAAGGCUUGUGCAUUGAACAUGUAUAACUUAUACAGGUCAUAGUACAGAUAGUACCCAGGUGUACCCAGGUUUACCCAGAGAUCAGAUGUACCUUCUGUGGGUGUCGUAGUUCUGAGUGUACACAAAUAUGCCCAGUGUAUGCAGUCGCUCCUAGGAACUGGUUGUACAAUGGAAAAUGGAGUGCCACCUGUAGGUACCUUACCUUACAAUGCCACAUGGUGUACCCACUGCUUAGGUACACAUCCUGUAGGUAACCCGGGGUACUGUUUACAAUGCCACAUGGUGUACCCACUGCUUAGGUACACCUCCUGUAGGUAACCCGGGGCACUGUUUACAAUGCCACAUUAGUUAUCCAAGGGUACUAUUUAUGAUUCCACAUAUUGUAUCCAGGGGAGCUGUUUACGCUGCCACAUUGUACCCAGGGAAGUUGUUGACCACCUGUACAAGCUUUACGUACCAAUGCCCGUGGUAUAUGCAGCCAUGUUGUGUAUCUCCUGUACGAGCUGUGAUGUCCCAGGGACACGGUUUAUCCGGUGUACAAGUCAGCCUUGUACGUUGUUUUAGUCAGUGUGCUGUUAUAGCUAUUAGUCGUCAUACAGGAAUUUUUAAUGCAAUAUUCUUCCGUGUAUAACUAUAGAAUGUGAUACAUACACUGUGGGAUGAGUUUUAUCGAUCGUGACCAGCUUCUAAUGGACAUCUCUACCGAUGAAUAUUCAUGAUGCCGUGAAAUGUUCCAAUCACAAGUGUCUACCAGCCUUUGUUUAUGCAAAUCUUGCGGAGUUAAACAUCAUUGUGUUGAGUAUGUUUACUGAAAUCUCCUACUUCUUGUCAUGUUGGAGAUACCUUUAGUUUUUUCAGAAUGAGGCUAAUGUUAACUCAGAAUGAGGCUAAUAUUAACUCAGAGCGAAGCUACAUACAUGGUCUUUUAACCCAUUUAUUCCAAAAGUCACAUUUAAACCAUACCAAAUCAAAGACUGGGCAAGUCCAUUUUAAAAAUGUAGGGUGAAUGGGUUAAGAAUGAGGCUUAUGUUAACUUAAAGUGAGGCUUCAGACAUCCCAGAAUGAGGCUUAGAUAAGGUGAGCAAUUUGUUUGGGAAGCAAGUGUUCUAAAUAAGGGAGUUGUUAGGAUGAAGGCGUUCCUUGUAGUAGGUGUGGCGUAAAGGAGAAAGGUGGUUACAGAAGAGUGGUGUCUGUCGGAAAGUGGUCAUGGUCGAACAUUUCCAUUAAGUGUGUGGCUAGUAUAUAUGUUUUAAAUGUUAUCAGCUGUUCAUUUAUAUUCUAACUUAUGCAUUUGUUUCCCCUAUCUUCUGUUUUAAAUCAUUCUCUAAUGCUAGUGACCAUGUUUAUCCGUGAUAGUAAGUAAGGGUUGUGAGCAUGGAGUGAGAGAAAGACAGAGCAAGACAGAGGGAGAAAGACGGAAGAAUGGAGUGCAGCAUAAAUUAUAUGUUUAAUGUCAUUUUAAGCGAUGCAUUGUCACAAUUGUUCUAUUUGAGGGAUUUUUUUUCUGUAUUUUAAGUCAUUUAAUAGUAAAAUGUCUGUCCUCUACAAGAUGAACUGUGCUGAAUUAAUAUACAUUUGUUGUACAGUCUGUACAGCGUCUCUCUAUAUCUGUACAGUGUAUAUAACUAGUUACAUUGCCUGUGUACAAUACGUCUUCUUCCAACACCCAUCUGACCCGACUAAUUUACGGAUGUGUGUCGACUUAUGUUACUUGACAGGUAUGUUUCUACGAAUAGCACACAGCUGACGUGUUAAUGUAAAUGCUGUGCAUCUACGAUAUCACAACCCUCGUACGACAACUUGACAAAGAUGUGUCUACAAAUACCUGAUAUACUGUUCUAUAAAUAGAUCGCCCUUCCAGUGCUAAACAAAUCUCAUUUGUCUGUAAAUUACCUGUUAGACGGAGUGUGAGUCAGUUUUGAAGAUUUAAGUCUGAACUAUAUAUCGGAUGCGUUGAAGCUGUGCUUAUGUGACAUAUAUUGUGUCUUAAACGACGUGUUGUUUCUCCAGCGAAAUUUUGUACCGGCGACUGUACUAAGCUGUAAUCAGGAAAACCUUAAGAACAGUCUAUCACUGAUGACUUUACGGUCUUCAACAUAUGCUGGUUUACCUCAUUCACCCCUGAUGACACAUUUAAACUCUUCCAACCUUGGAAUAGUUCAUUAUGAAAUUUCAGGGGUGAAUAAGUUAAUAUCAUUCUUGAGAUAUACACAACUUGCUGAUUUCAAUGAGAACUGUUAUUUGACUGAUUCAGGUUUUUAUGUAGAAAUUCCUAGGCUUGUGUUCUUUUCUGUUCCUGCAGCGUGAGCGUACACACACACAUACACAGAUUUCAUACCGGUCAGGACUUGUGUUCUCUGGUCAAACUCUUCCACACACACAACAUUCUAGUAUCAAUUGUCCAAUUAACCCUUUCACCACUGUAGACCAUAAUGGACUCAUCCAUAUCAAUACAUGGUAGAGUCUACUAAAGUUACAUAGGGGUUAAAGGGUUAAGCUUUCCUUUUCAGCUUCCCAACCCAUAUAUGACAGUAACUGGUGGCCCCACAAAAGUUUCACACACACAUUUUAAGCCAAAACAAUGUUAUUCACUCACCAGAAAAUACCCUGCAUGUGCAUAAGAAUGACUAAAUCGUUCUAUAGCACAGAUCACAGAGACUUUAAAUUCAAGUAACAGCAAACAAAAGCAACAGUAAAGUUAUGCACUUUCCCCAAUCCCCUUUAAAAAAAUGAUUAAAACCUAAUGCACACACACAUAUCACAGCCCCCACAAAUCCAGGCCAGUAUACUGCGGUUAACAGAGGCUGUGUGGCCCGUACUGAUGUGUACAGAGGAUGCCAAGCCAGUACCACCAGUACUGGUUUGGGCAGAGACAGUCUGGCCAAUACUGGUGUUGCAACUCCCGCUGAGGGCACAGUCUUGUCUGGCCAGUACACUGGUGUGAGCGGAUGCUUAUGACAGGCCAGUACUUAUGUCGUAGGUGGCUGCCUAGCUAGUACUGGUGUGAGCGGACGCUGCCAGGCUAGUACCAAUGUCGUAGGUGGCUGCCUAGCUAGUACUGGCGUGAGCGGACGCUGACAGGCUAGUACCAAUGUCGUAGGUGGCUGCCUGGCUAGUACUGGUGUGAGAGGACGCUGACAGGCCAGUACUAAUGUCGUAGGUGGCUGCCUAGCCAGUACUGGUGUGGGCAGAGGCUGCCUGGCCAGUAGUAGUGUUGGUGGAAGCUGUUGGCCACAUUACCGGUGUCCGUGGAGACUGCCUGGCAUGUACCAGUGUUAGUGGGGUCCUUCUGGCCAGUACCAAUGUCUGUGGAGACUGCUUGGCAUGUACCAGUGUUGGUGGGGUCCUUCUGGCCAGUACCAAUGUCUGUGGAGACUGCCUGGCAUGUACCAGUGUUAGUGGGGUCCUUCUGGCCAGUACCAAUGUCUGUGGAGACUGCCUGGCCUGUACCAGUGUUGGUGGGGUCCUGCUGGUCAGUACUGGUUCAAUUUGGGCGGAGGUUGUUUAGUUAUCCCUGUGUUGUAUAUAUAUUAUAUAUAUUGUGUAUGUAGUAAGUGCUUGUGCCCUACGUGGCUCCUUCCUGUUGUAUAUAGAACUAUUAUAGUGUAUCUACUGUAAUUUAAACUCUUCUGAAUGCAUUCAGGAACUUGUUGGAUAUUUUGCAAACUAGAGAAGAAAGAAUGAGCAUGUUUAUAAACAAGCUUGCUUCUGUCAUUCUGUAACUUAAUCAUGAAUGGCUGCAAUCAUGGAAAAGUAUUCUAAUAAAAGUUAAAAACUA